AUGAAAAACUUACCAUCCGUUAUUGGGAUUAAGACAAUAUAAGAGCUUGGGCUAUAAAAUCCAAGAAUAAUAAUGGAAUUCGAAGCUGAUGAAGAGAGUGGAAAAAUAAAAGAAAAAAUUGGUUAAGUGGAUUUAGUGAUCGCUUUGGAUGCCAGUUGUGAGAGCUAUGAUAGAAAAUGGGUUACAACUACAUUGAGAGGAAUAGUUGUUGGUACAGUCACAGUUCAAGUAUUAAAUGAAAAUUUUAGAUAACUUUUAUAUAGAAUUGAAAAUCUAUAGACUGGAGAUGUAGUUGAUGAUUUUCAAGUUAUUAUUCCUGGAGAACAAUAUUUAGAGGGCUAAAAAACUGCAGAAGUCUUUAAAGAAGUGAUUACUAAAUUCCCAUUCCAUAAAAAUACUUAGCCUGUUUAUCAGGACCAUUUAGCAUAUUUGAAUAAAAUAUGGAGGGCGUAGUUAUUAGUAAUCGGCAGAGAUGAUUUGCCUGUUUCCUACUCUGCUGAAAAUGUUAUAACACCUAAAACCACUCUGAAAUUAUCAUUACGACUACUAAAAAUCACUUAGAAGCAAAAUAAUGCUUUGUUAAAUCAGUAUAUAUUGAAAUUUUUAUUCUUUAAUUAACCACAAAUUUUCCAUAUAAUGCUUCCCUCACAAUCACUGGUUUAAGUUUAGGUUCAGGAUUUAAUGCUUUAAACAAUCAGCCUUAUUUAGAUUCAAUUAUUAAUUAAAAAUCACUCAAUUAUUAUGGGAAUGAAUUAUACACUUUUGGAAACGGAGAGUUAUUUAUUUGAUGACUCAUUUAUAAGCCAUUCAUCCUAAGGUUUCUUUCUUAAUUAUUGUAGUUUUAGGUACACGCGCUAAUGA
Messenger RNA from Paramecium tetraurelia, 861 nucleotides. RefSeq lists its product as uncharacterized. The record is from RefSeq and is a predicted model, not a curated record. NCBI's taxonomy places the organism in Eukaryota, Ciliophora, Oligohymenophorea, Peniculida, Parameciidae. The transcript has 3 exons.